AUGUCUGAUCAAGAUAUUCACCCAAAUAAAUACAUUGAAUUGCGAAGUAUCUACAAAAACUACAUCGAUUCAUAUAUUGCAUUGUAUCAGCUAAAAACUGAAAAAGAAGAAGAAUUAAACUCAAUUUACAAAAUGAUCAAAACAGAAUUGAUUGAUUCAAAGAAAAAUCUUCCCCAAAAUAUAAUAAAAGACAUUUUACAUAUAAUACCGUAUAAUAAUCGUUAUACAAAGUCAUAUUUAUCUCUUGCCAAACUGAUUUCUGAUGAAUAUCAUGUCAAAGAGGUCAGUAAUGUUAUAUCUAUUUCAAAAAUCCUGUUUUAUAAAGAGUAUGGAAUUAAAUUAGACAAAUCCGAUGAUUUCGAAAAAAAUAGAUUAAUCAAUCUCGAUAUUCAUACGGAGAAUACAAUUUGCAGAGCAAUUGUGUAUAAUGACAAAGAAAGAUUCAUAUUAAUCAUGGAAAGCGAAGGAUUUGAUAAAGAUCAGAGACUUAAUAGCGAUUUAUAUCCAUUUUCUAUGCAAGGAUAUUCAUUACUUGAAUUAUGUUGUUACCAUGGAGCAGUUGAUUGUUUCAAGCUAUUAAGAACUAAAUUUAACUUAGAAAUAACCGGUCCAUGUCUAGAACUCUCAUUUUUAGGAGGAAAUCCAGAGAUCAUGAGUGAAUGUUUGAAAUAUCAGAAACCAACUGAAAAAUGUAUGGAAUAUGCAAUUAUUUCACACAACAUUGAUUUUAUCACAUUUUUAAUGAAUGAGUACAAUAUAAAGAUCAAUUUAGAAUAUUGUCAAUUGUAUAAAAAUCUUGAAUCAUUUUUAGUUUAUUACGAUCAAACCAAUGAUGCCAACUAUUGCAUUGUUAAUUUAAUAGAUUACAAUAUUCCAUCUCUUUGCGAUUUUCAAUGCAAAAGAUGA
This is a messenger RNA of Trichomonas vaginalis G3, 906 nucleotides long. Its product is annotated as protein of unknown function (DUF3447). The transcript has a single exon. Bases 1 to 906 code for a protein of 301 amino acids. NCBI's taxonomy places the organism in Eukaryota, Parabasalia, Trichomonadida, Trichomonadidae. The record is from RefSeq and is a predicted model, not a curated record.